CCCCGGAGCCGCGUCCCGAGCGAUGGCGGCGAACCGGGUGGGGCGGCGGCAGGGCCGGGGGGCGCCGGGGGGGCUCUCCCCGGGCCGGGGGGCGGCGGGGGGGCUCUCCCCGGGCCGGGGGUCCCCGGGCCGCAGCCCCGGUGUGCAGCGGAGAGCGGCGCGGGUCACGGUCAAGUACAACCGGCAGGAGCUGCAGCGGCGGCUGGACACGGAGCAGUGGAUCGACGGGAGGCUCGGGGAGCUCUACCGGGGACGGGAGCGGGACAUGCCCGACGAGGUGAACAUCGACGAGCUGCUGGAGCUGGAGACGGACGAGGAGCGAACCCGAAAACUGCAGGGCAUUCUGAGCUCCUGCACCGCCGAUACCCAGGAGUUCAUCGCGCAGCUGCUGGCGCUGCUCAGGGGGCUCCCGAAGCAGCGGCUGCUGCAGAGACCCCCCCCCAAAAACGAGGAGACCACGUGACCCCCCCAAAAACGAGGAGACCACGUGACCCCCCCAAAAACGAGACCACG
Molecule: messenger RNA, 513 nt
Organism: Camarhynchus parvulus
Lineage: Eukaryota; Metazoa; Chordata; Aves; Passeriformes; Thraupidae
Gene: PPP1R14A
Product: protein phosphatase 1 regulatory inhibitor subunit 14A
Exons: 5
Coding region: 23-463 (146 amino acids)
Biological process (GO): regulation of phosphorylation
Cellular component (GO): cytoplasm
Molecular function (GO): protein serine/threonine phosphatase inhibitor activity
Source: RefSeq, a predicted model, not a curated record